CUAUCCAUCAACCAAUAACCAAACAUGGCCUAGUUGAUCCAACUUCUCACUCCCAGCUUUCCAUUCCCCACUUUUAACUCCUCCGGCGGCAACCACCGACUUCAUUCCCAUCUCCGCCGCCGGAAAAAUGCCGCACCACCUUACCCUCCUACUCCUCCUCACCCUCACGUCCUCGCCUCUAAUCCUCUGCCUCAACCAAGAGGGCCUUUUCCUCCAUCAAGCCAAGCUCAGCUUCAACGAUCCCAACUCCGUCCUCGCCAACUGGAACCCUAGCGACGCAUCUCCCUGCAAAUGGAGCGGCGUCGUCUGCGAUCCCGCCACCGACUCUGUCGUCUCGCUCGACCUCUCCAGUUCCAAUCUCUCCGGCCCCUUCCCUUCCAUUCUCUGCCGCCUCAAAAACCUGCUUUCCAUUUCAUUCUACGAUAACUUCAUCAACUCCACUCUUCGCCGCGACGACGUCGUUUUGUGCCAGUCCUUGGAGCACCUUGAUCUGGCGCAGAACUAUCUCACCGGCGAGCUCCCGCGCACCUUAGCUGAUCUCCCCAAUUUGAAGUAUCUCGAUUUGACCGGGAAUAACUUUUCCGGCGUGAUUCCGGAAAGUUUCGGAACGUUCCAGAAGCUCGAGGUGCUCGCAUUAGUGGAGAAUUUGCUGGAUGGAACAAUACCGGCGUUUCUCGGGAAUGUGUCUUCACUGAAGCAGCUAAAUCUAUCAUACAACCCGUUUUCCCCGGGUCGGAUCCCGCCGGAGCUCGGCAACCUCACUAAUCUGGAGGUGCUGUGGCUGACUGAGACGAAUUUGAUCGGUGAGAUACCUGACACACUGAGUCGACUCGGCAGGCUCACCGAUCUGGACCUGGCGUAUAACUCGUUGAGCGGCGCGAUCCCGAGUUCGCUCACUGAAUUGAAGAGCUUAGUUCAGCUGGAGCUCUACAACAACUCAUUGACAGGGGAGCUGCCCAGCUCCGGCUGGUCAAACAUGACGUCGCUGAGGCGGAUUGACGCGUCGAUGAACGAAUUGAGCGGCUACAUUCCUGCCGAGCUCUGCGAUUUGCCGAUCGAGUCACUCAAUCUGUACGAGAACAACCUGCGAGGUCAAUUGCCGGACGCCAUUGCUAAUUCCCCCAAUUUGUACGAGCUCAGGCUGUUCCAGAAUCACUUAUCUGGACGGUUACCGCCGAAUCUCGGUAAACGCUCGCCGUUGAAGUGGAUUGAUGUCUCGACCAAUAAGUUUUCCGGUCCAUUGCCGGAGAAUUUGUGUCUCCACGGGGCUCUCGAGGAGCUGCUGUUAAUCGAAAACUCAAUUUCCGGCGAAAUACCGGCGAGCCUCGGGGAAUGCCGUAGCUUAGUGCGGUUGCGGUUAGGGCACAACAGCUUUUCCGGUGAGGUGCCGGAGCGCUUGUGGGGGCUUCCACACGUUUCACUACUUGAGCUUGCUGAAAACUCGUUUUCCGGCGGUAUUUCUAAAACUAUCGCCGCCGCAUCCAAUUUAUCUCUGCUGAUUUUGUCAGGGAACUACUUUUCCGGUAGUUUGCCCGCCGAGAUCGGGGUUUUGGAUGGCUUGCUGGAGAUUUCGAUCAACGAUAACAAGCUAUCUGGUUCUUUGCCAAGUAGUAUAGUGAAUCUUGGGCAAUUAGUGAAGCUUGAUCUUCACAACAAUGGGUUAUCUGGUGAAAUUCCAAAGGUGAUUCGUUCUCUGAAGAGGUUAAAUGAGCUCAAUUUGGCAAAUAAUGGAUUUUCUGGGGAUAUUCCUGAUGAAAUUGGGGAUUUAUCUGUUCUUAAUUAUCUCGAUUUAUCUGGAAAUGAGUUAUCUGGCAAAAUCCCUCUUGGAUUGCAGAACCUGAAGCUUAAUCGCCUCGAUUUGUCGAAUAAUCGCCUCUCCGGCAAUAUUCCAGCCAUGUAUGCCAAGGAAAUGUACAAAGACAGCUUCUUGGGGAAUCCUGGAUUAUGUGGAGAUACUGAUGGUUUAUGCAAUGGAAAAGGUGGAUUCAAGGAAAUGAGUUACAUAUGGCUGUUGAGAUCAAUCUUCAUAGUUGCUGGAUUAGUGCUGAUUGUUGGUUCGGUGUGGUUCUACUUCAAGCACAGGAACUUAAGCACGACAAAGAGGUCCAUGGAUAGAUCAAAAUGGACAUUAAUGUCGUUUCACAAACUGAGGUUCAGUGAGAAUGAGAUAUUGGAUGCUCUGGAUGAGGACAACGUGAUUGGAACCGGGGCGUCCGGCAAGGUAUACAAGGUGGUCUUGAGCACCGGGGAGGCAGUUGCCGUGAAGAAGCUCUGGGGGCGGUCUAAGUCAGCAGAGGACAGUGUAGAUCUGGAGAAGGGCAAUGUUGGUUUUGACGCUGAGGUUGAGACUUUGGGGAAGAUCAGACACAAGAACAUCAUCAAGUUGUGGUGUUGCUGCAGCACCAAGGAUUGCAAGCUUUUGGUUUACGAGUACAUGCCUAAUGGUAGCCUUGGUGAUCUUCUUCACAGCACGAAAGGUGGCUUGUUGGAUUGGCCGAUUAGGUUUAAGAUCGCAUUGGAUGCAGCUGAUGGGCUGUCCUACUUGCACCAUGAUUGUGCUCCUGCGAUUGUUCAUAGGGAUAUCAAGUCGAAUAAUAUACUGCUGGAUUCGGAGUUUGGGGCUUUGGUCGCGGAUUUUGGCGUGGCGAAGAUGGUUGAUGCCAAUGCCAAGGGGACUCAUUCCAUGUCUGGCAUUGCAGGGUCUUGUGGCUACAUUGCUCCAGAAUAUGGUUACACGCUUCAUGUGAACGAGAAGAGUGACAUAUACAGCUUUGGGGUUGUGAUUCUGGAGCUGGUGACCGGGAAGCAUCCCAUCGAUCCGGAGUUUGGGGAGAAGGACUUAGUGAAAUGGGUUUGCACCACGGUGGAUCAGAAGGACGUGGAGCAUGUGAUCGAUCCCAGGCUCGACCCGUGCUUCAAGGAGGAGAUAUGCAUGGUCCUGAACAUAGGGCUCCAGUGCACAUCCCCCCUCCCAGUCAACCGCCCAUCCAUGAGAAGCGUGGUCAAGAUGAUGCAAGCCGUUGCCAACAGCACCCAGCACAAGACCGUCGGGAAAGAUGGCAAGUUGUUGGUCGCCACCUGAGAGAGAUCACCACAGCCCCAAUUUUUUACUGCAGCUAAGCAUGAGGGAUGGAAUGGUGUAAAAAUGUUAAGGUGAAAACAUAUUAGGUGAGGGAGAGUAGCAAAAAUGUAAAUGAAUUAACUUUUGUUACUCUGUUUGGAGAUAUUCUGCUUUUACACCUUAUCUUAUUUAUGCAGCUAA
Messenger RNA from Salvia hispanica, 3262 nucleotides. Its product is annotated as receptor-like protein kinase HSL1. Lineage: Eukaryota; Viridiplantae; Streptophyta; Magnoliopsida; Lamiales; Lamiaceae. Gene Ontology annotation, molecular function: protein kinase activity; ATP binding; receptor serine/threonine kinase binding. Gene Ontology annotation, biological process: protein phosphorylation. The record is from RefSeq and is a predicted model, not a curated record.